Messenger RNA from Alosa alosa (allis shad), 2809 nucleotides. RefSeq lists its product as uncharacterized. The record is from RefSeq and is a predicted model, not a curated record. The transcript is spliced from 17 exons. Lineage: Eukaryota; Metazoa; Chordata; Actinopteri; Clupeiformes; Clupeidae. Bases 25 to 2523 code for a protein of 832 amino acids.
CACACCCGCACACACACCCCACUCAUGCAUGCAGACACACACACCUCACACUCCUGUGAGGAUACACACACCAGUCAGUUGGUCACACACACACCUGCAGUGGACGCCUCCCCAUCCUGCUCGGCCCCUCCUCUCUUCCUUAGCCACACCCCUGCUCUCCCUCAGGUCCUCUCUGGCCCCGCCCACACGGAGGGGGAGGAGUCUGUGGAGGACAUGGCUCUGCCGCAUCCUGCUCUGGUGCUACAGGAGGACAUGGCUCUGCCACAUCCUGCUCUGGUGCUACAGGACUGUAACCCUGUCCAAGCUGAGCGUUUUAGCCUGAUGUCAGCUUUGCUCAGAGCCAUCCAGGACUCCAGCCAGUCAGCCAAUCAGGACGCGUGGUCCUCUCGGCUGGCCAAUCCCAGUGCCUCCUCUCCUCAAGCAACCAGUUACAGCACACUCUCUGCACAACUAGCCAAUCACAGCACUCAGAAUGCCCCCUCAGUCUCGCCUCUGGCCAGUGCGGUGGCGUCCCACAGUUCAGCACUACAUGAUUGGCAUCAACUGAGCGCUAUACUAGAGGUGGAUACACCCCUCAACUCUACAGUCCCUGAGGAGUCUAUGUUUCAUGUGGACGAGGCUCUCUGCCUGUCAGAAUCCAGCAGUGUGUCCCUUCCAUGGCCCACACACACACACACAGAGGAGAGCGGCAGCCCUGGCAUGCGCACACACACUCACACAGGGGCGCAUGCACAUUCCGGCCCAACCAGCCACCUGUCCUGGAGGGACACACUCCGCCUCCAUUCAACUCCGCCCACCACAGUUGCUGCUCCUGGCUCGACCCGCUACCCUCACCAGACCCCUGAGACUGAGUUUCUAUCUCCUGUACAUCCUGGAACCUUCUCCACCACCAUUUCCACCGGCAGCUACUGCACCAGCUCUACAGGGACAGAUCCCUCCCUCAGUGCUGAUACUGGGCCAGGGGUGGGUGUGGUCUCUCCCGUCGUUAGCAGUAACGGCAUGGCGAUGGAACACUGGUUGCCUAUCAGCAGGGCAGAGGAAAUCAUCGAGCGCCACCAACUAGAACUCAUGAGGUUACUGAGCGGACCAGAGAGCAUCACAAGGUUGUCCUCUUGGGCUCAAGUGCUUCAGAAUGAACCUGACGUUCAGGAGCCGGCAGCCUUGGGUGAAGCCCCAGGUGAUGCCUGUAGACCAGGUGCGGAGUAUUCCAUCUUACAAUCUUCAGUUAGCUUCCUGCCACUGCAUCCAGAGACAGACUCCUCCCCCUCAUCAUACGGCUCAACACACACACGCACAGACCAGCAGUGGGAUGAUUCUCUGAACCGUAUUGUUGGCCAGUUUUCAUGCUUAGCUACCAGCAACCAAUCAGAUCUCGGCGUCCCACACCAAGCCUCCACCAGCAACCAAUCAGAUCUCAGCCUCCCACACCACACCUCCACCAGCAACCAAUCAGAUCUCAGCCUCCCACACCAAGCCUCCACCAGCAACCAAUCAGAGCUCAGCCUCCCACACCAAGCCUCCACCAGCAACCAAUCAGAGCUCAGCCAGCUGAUUGGCCAGCUGUCUUGCCAGUCAUCUCCGUCUGCCUCUGGAAGGGAGCUUGUUGGGCGGGGCUCAGCUGACUCAGCUCAUUGUCUGAUUGGUCAGAUUUCAGAGGGCCCUCCUUUCUAUGAAAACAGUAGGGAGGAGCUAAGAAUGAGACAGCGGAUUGGUCAGACUCCUGGGCAGGAGGCAGGUAAUUGGUUGGCAGAGACGUGGGACUCAAGCCUGCUCAUUGGUCAGGGCCCUACCUUCCAAGCUGGACCACCAGUUGACCUGCAGCAGAGUACAGUAGACUCUUUCCAUCCUCUGGAGGCGGAGCUUACACUUGGCCAUCUGAGUGUUGAUGCGGAGGACGACACCUCCCUUCUGAGAGCAGACUCCUCCCACCUAUCCCAGCAGGCCGUGCAGCAGUCACUCUUCCAGACAUCCUUGUCCCUCAACCCCCUGCAGCUAUCCAUCUCUGGUCUCCAUGACAACCUGAGUCCUCAAGUAAAACUUGCACUCCCUGCCAGCCCCACCCACAGGAAACAUCUCCUUAGCCAAUCAGAGGAGGGAACAGAGAUCAUGCCCCUCUGGGACCGGAUACUGGAUCUGGACUGUGGGCGGGGCAUCUUGGAAGAGUCCAUGCUCUCAUUGGUCAGUGUGAGUGACGUCACACUGAGCAGUUUCCACGGGGACGAGAUCAAUGAAGGAAAAGAGACGCCCAGAAACGCCUCUCCAACACACACCCCUCACACACACGCCCCACACACACUGGAAUCCUCAGGAAAAGACACAGACACACACAUCUCACACACACACACAGGAGGAAGAGGAACAGGAGAUGGUGGACACACCCACCUCACACACACACCACACACACAAACAGAGUGGAGGAGAAAACCAAAUUGGAGCACAGGUGUGUUUUUACCCAACUCCGGUUCUGUCAUCGAACCCAGAGAACAAGGACAGUCCGGAACUUUCACUCCAAGCAGCAGGUGAGGGUGUACUGAAGCGUGUGGGAGAGGUGAAGAUCAGCCCUGAACACAAAGACAUGCACCAGCAUACGAACAGGUUGCAUAACCAGCUUGAGGAAGUGAGGCAGAGGAAGGAGAUGCACCGUCGCCAGGCAACCAGCAUUGUCAACCGUCAACGAGCACGAGAGUUCCAGCAGAAAACUCUACAGAAACUCCGGGCCAAGCCGACACAAUCAGCUGAACACUGACCCCCCCUACACACACACUUGUUUUAAAAUCAUUUUAUUCAUUAAAGUUUUAUUUAAACAUUC